AUGUCUGCGAUCACAGGAGCGGUAAGCACGUAUCAGGGUACCAACACUGUAGCUGCUGGAGUGCCAUCAAGAAGAAAGUUCAAUUGGGAAAACCUUCUUUGUUGGGAUGCAGCUGAUAACGGACUUCAAGCAUUGCGAUUCUCAUUACUUCUUUUGCACCUGCAUUCGCGACUGCCAUCGCCCAGGUCUUCUUGGAAUGCGAUGAUGAAUCCCACUGGCUACGUUGUCAUGCGUUUGCUCACCGAGCAACAACGAAAGUCGUUACGUCGUGGGCUUCUUCUAUCGACAGAAGGCGUUGCGAAUGCUCGCCGCUUUGCGCUUCUAGGUUUAUGGAUCUAUACAUUUAUCAAGGAACUUUCACUACAGUGGCACAAGAACAAGGCCCGAACACAUGCUGCUGGUUCUAAGCAGAGAAAAGAGAAACGAGCGGAAAUGAGCACAGUAGAAAAACAUACGAAUCCCACGGUUGAAUGCUGUAUCCUGGAGGAUAACGAAAAUACCGAGUGUGUUGAGAAGCCAGCGGGACGUGAGCCAUUGUGUAUAACGGAUUUCGUCGCCUCCAUUGGCGAUUUUGUUGCACAUGUAGGCGAGUCCUUCGAUGUCGCUGCAUUUUUGCAUGGUUCGGGUCUUUUCUGGAAAGCUUUUGGCAUGAAGAAUAUCGCGGAACUGCCGCCGUGGCUUCAGCGUCGCCGACGUGGACUGGAACGUGUGGGUGUAUUUGUGUCCUUGGCCGCCUUGAUAAUACAGAUAUAUGUGGCACAUCGCCGACGCAAGGGCAUCAUGCGGGAAAUGAUGCACAGUGUGAAAGCGAUGCGGCGGGAAAUUAAGCGCAUGGAUGAAGAUCGCGAUGCAGCACGAGAACUCGUGCCACGCGCGCGGCUCAGCGUCGAGCAAACAUAUAACACACUAAUAGCCGAGCGCCGUCGCUUACGGUGGCUCAGCAUUGAGCAAUGGUGCUUGUAUGGUGACAUGGCAUUCACACUCACGGAGGCCUGGGCACCAACCAACGACAAUGAGCUGCUUGAAGCGAGCACUGGCCUCUUUGCCGCGAUCCUACGCAUGCUACGUUUCUGGAACGAAAUUCGAUUCGGCUCACUGGACAUCUAA
Molecule: messenger RNA, 1107 nt
Organism: Malassezia globosa CBS 7966
Lineage: Eukaryota; Fungi; Basidiomycota; Malasseziomycetes; Malasseziales; Malasseziaceae
Exons: 1
Coding region: 1-1107 (368 amino acids)
Source: RefSeq, a predicted model, not a curated record